GGUGGUGGCCACGGGAGCCCAGAAAAAGGGCACCACCUGCCUCCACUCCCAGCUGGGUGCACCCUCGGCUCAGGUCUCAGCUUGCCGGGUGCCGCCCCGCCCUUGCUCGCCCCGUGGGUACUCGGAGCCCGGCCCAGCUCGGAGCCGCGCGCUGUAGCGUCCAGGGACCUCCUCGGAGCCACGGGACUCAGAUGCACCAAGGACACGGAUGGCGAGCGUGGGGCCUCGGACCGGGCCGAAUGCGGGAGCCGAGGCGCUGGCGCUGGCAGCAGAGCUCCAGGGCGAGGCGACGUGCUCCAUCUGCCUAGAGUUCUUCCGGGAGCCCGUGUCGGUCGAGUGCGGCCACAGCUUCUGCCGCGCCUGCAUCACGCGCUGCUGGGAGCGUCCCGGGGUCGGGACGGGCGCGGCCACCCGCACGCUGCCCUGCCCGCUGCCCUGCCCGCAGUGCCGGGAGCCCGCACGCCCCAGCCAGCUGCGGCCCAACCGACAGCUGGCCUCGGUGGCCUCGCUGCUUCGGCGCUUCAGCCUGCCCCCGACCGUCUCCGGGGAGCGCGGGACCCCGGCGGAGGCGGCCCGGGCGGCGGCGGCGGCGGCUGCACGGUGCUCCCAACACGGAGAGCAGCUUAAGCUCUACUGCCAAGACGACGGCCGUCCCAUUUGCGUGGUGUGCGACCGCGCCCGCGAGCACCGUGCGCACGCCGUGCUGCCGCUGGAGGAGGCGGUGCAAGAGGCCAAGGAGCUGUUGGAUUCCAGGCUCAGGGCCUUGAAGAAAGAACUGGAAGAGUAUGAAGCGUUCCGGUCUACGGAAGAGAGGGAGAGCAAAGAGCUUCUGAAGCAGAUGGCAGCGGAGAAAGAGAAGGUAGUGGCAGAGUUUCAGGCACUUCGGGCCUUCCUGGUGGAGCAGGAGGGUCGGCUCCUGGGCCGACUGGAGGUGCUGUCCCGGGAAGUGACGCAGAAGCAGAAUGAGAAUCUGGCCCAGCUCGAUGGUGAGAUCACUCAGCUGUCCAAACUCAGCAGCCAGAUCCAGGAGACAGCUCAGAAGCCGGACCUUGACUUCCUCCAGGAGUUCAAAAACACAUUAAGCAAGUGCAGCACUUUGCCUUGCUCCAAGCCAACCACAGUGUCAUCCGAGAUGAAGAAUAAAGUGUGGAAUGUUUCCCUCAAGAGUUUCGUCUUAAAAGGAUUGCUGAAGAAGUUCAAAGAGGAUCUCCAGGGAGAGCUGGAGAAGGAAGAGAAAGUGGAACUCACUUUGGACCCCGACACAGCCAACCCCCGCCUCCUCUUGUCCCUGGAUCUAAAGAGCGUGCGCCUAGGACAGCGCGCGCAGGACUUGCCUAACCAUCCCCGCCGCUUCGAUACCAACACUCGCGUUUUGGCAUCCUGUGGUUUCUCCUCUGGCAGGCACCACUGGGAGGUGGAAGUGGGCUCCAAGGACGGCUGGGCCUUUGGCGUGGCCCGCGAGAGCGUGCGUCGCAAGGGCCUCACGCCCUUCACCCCCGAGGAGGGCGUCUGGGCGAUGCAACUCAACAAUGGCCAAUACUGGGCGGUGACCAGCCCUGAGAGGACGCCGCUCAACUGUGGGCAGCUGUCGCGGGUGAGGGUGGCACUGGACCUGGAGGUGGGGGCCGUGUCCUUCUAUGCGGUGGAGGACAUGCGUCACCUCUACACCUUCCGCGUCAACUUCCAGGAGCGAGUGUUCCCCCUUUUCUCUGUUUGCUCCACUGGCACCUACUUGAGAAUCUGGCCUUGAAGGGCUUUGCUGGGCUUCCUAGGAGGGGACAGGGCAGCAGUGUAACUCCCCUCCGUGAGACAGAGGACCUUCCAUCCAUACCCCUACUCCAGGCUGCCCAGUGGCUGGAGCACAACACAGGUGCUGAAGACUGAGGAAAGAGGUGCUAUGGGUAAUUAACUAUACAGGAAGCCUGCUGUGAUGGCCCACACCUUUAAUCCCAGCGUUUGAGAGGCGGAGGCAGGUGGAUCUCUGUGAGUUCAAGGCCAGCCUUGAGAUUCAGACCAGCAAGGCCGAAACACAGAGAAACCCUGUCUUGGAAAAAAAAAAAAUUAAAAAAUAAGCUGCACAGGGAAGAGAUGCUUUGGACUCCUUUAAUGUCCCUGCAAAUUGUGUCUGAACUGUGGAGGGGGUUGACCAGUAGGACAAGAACCCAGCUUUACUUUUUCUUUUUUUAAAAACAAGGGUGCUUCCUACCACACCUACUGCCUUGAUUCAGAAAGGUCCUUGUUUGCACAGAACAAUGUCAAAGAUUGAUACUCUUGCGAAGGGUGUGGCUUGGCCCCUGGGCCCAGGAGGUAUUACUUUACAUUUGUGACAGCUGCAGGCUUUGCUUGGAGAGGUCAUUGAGUCCUCCAGAUCCAGCUGGCCUGGCUGGGUUGCUUAGUCAGGGAGGAGCAUCGGGGCUCCCAGCUCAGAAGCCGGUCUGGCUAGGUCUGGAGGGAGACCCUUGACCUAGACAGGAGGCCAAGGUAACAGUAUACACCUAUGUAUACCAUUCUCCAGCACUCCUUAGCCUGAUAUGAUGUGUGGGUCCUUUACCACAGUAGCUGCCAACGUGUGUGGGCACAGAUGCCGUAAGCCUCACAUUUUCCAUCAGGGUACAGUCUCCUUUGCGUAAGGAGAUCAGAGAUUCUGGAACUGUGAAACACAAGUUGGUACUUAGGAGUUUAGGGAAGCACGAAGCACAAACACGAUUCCGACAAACCCCUUCUGGGAACUUAUUAAAUCUAUGCAAACCAGAGAGCAUUCUGGUGGCAAGGAUUGCUGGACAUCUGCCUUGGAAGGAACUGAGCAGGCCAGCCUCCUUACCCUCUUGACAGGCUACAGUCCCAUAGUGUUCACAGAGCUUCUGGAAGGGCAGCAAAUACAGAUUUGAACACA
Messenger RNA from Meriones unguiculatus (Mongolian gerbil), 2893 nucleotides. RefSeq names its product tripartite motif containing 7 (gene Trim7). Gene Ontology annotation, molecular function: protein binding; zinc ion binding. Lineage: Eukaryota; Metazoa; Chordata; Mammalia; Rodentia; Muridae. The record is from RefSeq and is a predicted model, not a curated record. The transcript is spliced from 7 exons. The coding region runs from base 209 to 1750 and encodes 513 amino acids.